Messenger RNA from Dufourea novaeangliae, 637 nucleotides. RefSeq lists its product as uncharacterized. Gene Ontology annotation, biological process: sleep; regulation of synaptic transmission, cholinergic; positive regulation of voltage-gated potassium channel activity. The transcript is spliced from 3 exons. The record is from RefSeq and is a predicted model, not a curated record. Lineage: Eukaryota; Metazoa; Arthropoda; Insecta; Hymenoptera; Halictidae. Bases 8 to 466 code for a protein of 152 amino acids.
UGGUAAAAUGGCCCAGGAAGUCAGUAUUCGUGUAUUAAUCACAGGCUUGUUUCUUCUCUUUUGUGUGCAUCAAGGUUUAUCUAUUAAGUGCUGGGUAUGCAGAUCAGAUUCAGAUCCAAAAUGUGCAGAUCCUUUUGACAAUACAACUGUACCAAUUACUGAUUGCAAACAAGAGCCUGAUCUAGAGCAUAUACCAGGUGUGAGGCCAACUAUGUGUCGUAAGAUUCGUCAAAAAGUCAAUGGGGUAUGGAGGUACUUUCGUAGUUGCGCAUACAUGGGUGAACCAGGCAUUCAGGGGGAUGAGAGAUUUUGUCUCAUGAGAACUGGGACAUACAACAUAUUUAUGGAAUAUUGUACUUGCAAUAGCAAGGAUGGCUGCAAUGCAGCUGCUUAUAAUCAUGGCAGUUUAAUUGUUUCUAUAAUAGCUGCUAUAGUUUCACUACGAUAUGUACUUGUCUACACUUAACAAAGUUAACCAAAGGUUACCAUUAGAACUGACAAACUGAACAGCAAAUAUUUUGAACAUAUAUUUUUACAGUAUAGAGAUCCGUCCGUACUUACUAAGGAGACUUUCUUUGAUAAUUUUAUGAUCUGAUCUUCAGGGAAGUAGAAUUUGCAAAUUAGAUUGAUAUUGCAG